This is a messenger RNA of Octopus bimaculoides (California two-spot octopus), 1416 nucleotides long. RefSeq lists its product as uncharacterized. The record is from RefSeq and is a predicted model, not a curated record. Gene Ontology annotation, biological process: regulation of apoptotic process. Lineage: Eukaryota; Metazoa; Mollusca; Cephalopoda; Octopoda; Octopodidae. Gene Ontology annotation, molecular function: protease binding; death domain binding.
UCGUCAUUGUGACGUGAUUCUUUCGUUUUCUGGUAGCGAUCAAAUAAAUCGGAAGUCUUCAAGUUGUGAUAUAGCUAUCGCGCAGAAAUUUAUUCUCGGUGGGGGUGGUAAUUUGUAAGUCUUCACGAUAUUAGUUUAUUUACAUCCUGAACAUUUUAGUUACUACUGACAUCUUUAAAAAUUGACAGGUUUUGAAAACUCAGCGGAUAAGGCUUUGUCGAUGCUAGAUUGGUAAGAGGUGGGAGGUUACAGUGGCAGCAGGAUUCAAGGCUGCCUCUCAGAGGUAGUGAACAAGAACAUAUAAGUAAUAACAGAAGAAAACACAAACUUCAUUCAGCAUGUCUUCUUUCAAGGAGAAACUUUUAAACUGUCGGCCAUUUAUAGUUAACAACUUGGUUUCCAUUGAAGACGUGAUAGAUACUUUAAUUUCUGAUGGUGUCCUCACAACCUCAGUUAAUGAGGACAUAAAAACCUGCCAGAAUGACAGUAAUAAAAUACGCAAACUACUUGAUUUUCUUGUCAGAAAAGGUAGUUCAGAAUUCGAUGUGUUCUACUCUGCCUUAAACUCAACGGGUAAUGAACACAUUGCUCUUAAGUUAGCCUCUGAUGAAACUACUUUGAGCAAGAAUGAAAAUGCUCAGUCUUUGCAGUUAGUAAGUAAGAAAAAAACUAUCAUGGACGAUAAGGAUAAAGACAUUUUGAGAAAAUUACGAGUUCAGUUUGUGAAAAAUAUGAUAGAUGUGGAAGGUGUUGUUGACAUUUUGUUCAGUGAAGAUGUUAUCAAAGACUCACACAAAAGCUUAAUCGUGAGGCAUCUGGAACGGUCAAAGCAAAUUCGAAACCUCCUUGAUAUUUUACCAAAACGUUUUAACAAUAGCAUGUCUAUUUUCAUCAAAGCACUUGAAGAGACUGACAAUAUAGUUUUAGUUAACAAAAUUAAAGAACUUCGCCACGUUUAAAAAGAUAACCUGAAAAUUAUAAUGAUUCUAUAUUAAAAACCAGUCCUUUUUUAACUUGUCUGUUUAGCAUAAGAUAUGAAAGAAGGAUAUGGGAGUGGAGGGAGAUCAGAAAUCAUUGAGGGUUUGUAACAAAGAUGGCCCCAAACCCCAGAUUUUGUAUCGCUGUGCCUUACUUACACAGGUGUUCUGUCAAGGAAUUUCACUGACUUUGCUGCUAAGGGACAAAAGACAACAAUCACUGUGAAAACUGUUACCGUUCCUACUAUGAGCAGUCAUUGGAACCAACCACCAAAGGAAUUUUGUAAGAAAUAUAUGUGAACUUCCUCAACUGAUAUAAAUGGAAGACUAAUAUACUUCAAUAUGGCUAAAUUUUCUUAAAAACUGAUAGAAAUCAAAAGCAUAUUUCAAUAAACAUUAAUGUUUCCUAUCUUUUAUUCAUAAUAAAAUUCCAAAAGCA